AUGAAACAGAAGAACAAGAUGUUAGUGCUGGCAUGCAUUACAGUGACACAGUCAUUACCUUUUCCUAGUCCAACCACGAGACCGCCUCCUAAACCAGUGGCACCAGGGCAAUGCGGCGGUGCUUUAGUGGGCCCAUCCGGGAACUUAGCAUCUCCUAAUUACCCUGGUAACUACCCCAGCAACGCUUAUUGUGUGUGGACCGUAACAGUGCCUCCGGGCUCACAAUUCAGGAUUGACUUUCUCUUCUUUGAAACAGAACCUUGCUAUGAUUUGGUUAAAGUCUAUCAGGGAAGGAGGCUGAUCCGUCGUCUGACACGAGGAGGAGAAUCUGAGGACGAUAAAUAUUUCAAGGAUAAAAACGAUGAUAACGAUGAUGACGAGUGUGAUGACGAUGAUGAUGAUGACGACGACGACUACGAUGACGACAACGAUAAAAAUGGAAAAAGAAAUUACAUGUUUGCCGAGCCUCUGAGAGCAGACAGAAAAGCGAAAGUCGUCUCUGUUCAUGGUAAUGGGGAACCCGUGAGAAUUGUGUUCAAAUCCGAUCCAUGGGUGACAAGGAGAGGAUUCUUUGCCCACUACACUAUGGGGAAAGCCCUUUGUGGCGGUCCUUUGGCUCCAGCAUCCGGGAACAUUACCUCUCCCGGUUUUCCAGCAAAUUAUCCGAACGAUGUUGAAUGUAGAUGGACUAUCAGAGUUCCUCUUGGAUCCACAUUGGUUUUAAAUUUUCGGGCCUUUGAAACUGAGCGGUGUUUUGAUCACGUCAAGAUUCUCCGUGGCUUUCGAGAGAUACGUAGUUUAAGUGGCAUAUACGGGGCUUAUUCGUGGUUUACAGGGAGACACGACGAUUUCUUAGACGAUGAUUGUGAAGAUGACGACGAUGAUGAUGACGAUGGCGACGACGAUGACGAUGAAGACUGGAAGAAAAAAUUCCGUUUUGGAUUCGGAAUGACAAGAUUUUAUGGUUUUCCAUUCCUGCCUCGAGUUUACAUCCUGGGAAAUGGCGAACAGAUAUCGGUUAAUUUCAAGUCCGACAAGAUAAUCACCUUCAAAGGAUUUGAUGCCACUUAUCGAGUUGUACGAGGUCCAGUGGAAGGAAAGUGAUCAGUGAUGCCUGUAGAACGAACACUUUUGAUCAAUGACGUGAUAAGAUUUCUCUCGAUGUUUAUGUCUCUGCCCUUAAAUAUCGGUUGUUCUUUGUUCGCUUUUAUGUGACCUUCAAAAGUUUCUCUUCCUACAUGUUGUUGACAAUAUAUGUUGAACUAAUGUGAAAAAAACAACUUUUAUCCAGUUUUCUUGCAUAUGAGAUUUACGCGACGUGCGAGAUUUACUGUCAAAGUUUUCAAUCUGGAAAUAGAUACCACCCUUCUUGUAAAAUUGUUGAAAGAAAAAGGGCACAGUAGAGAUGUAACGUGCAUUGUAUUCAAACUCAAAUGAGUAAUAAAAAGGCAACUUACAGCGGC
Pocillopora damicornis (cauliflower coral) is the source of this 1463-nucleotide messenger RNA. RefSeq names its product scavenger receptor cysteine-rich domain-containing protein DMBT1. NCBI's taxonomy places the organism in Eukaryota, Metazoa, Cnidaria, Anthozoa, Scleractinia, Pocilloporidae. The record is from RefSeq and is a predicted model, not a curated record.